Messenger RNA from Gavialis gangeticus (Gharial), 3237 nucleotides. It is a transcript of the gene CREBRF, whose product is annotated as CREB3 regulatory factor. Gene Ontology annotation, cellular component: nucleus. The coding region runs from base 212 to 2221 and encodes 669 amino acids. Lineage: Eukaryota; Metazoa; Chordata; Crocodylia; Gavialidae. Gene Ontology annotation, biological process: response to unfolded protein; regulation of transcription by RNA polymerase II. The transcript is spliced from 9 exons. The record is from RefSeq and is a predicted model, not a curated record. Gene Ontology annotation, molecular function: DNA-binding transcription factor activity, RNA polymerase II-specific; RNA polymerase II transcription regulatory region sequence-specific DNA binding.
GUCAGGAAGGGAAAUAAACAAAACAAACCCGAGCAGCAUGGAGAGGCCGGGCCGGGGCCGGAGACAGCGCCGGGGCCGGGCGGGCGGCGCCCGGUGCUGAGGCGCCCCCUCCCCCGCGGACCUAGGGAGGCGCCAGAAAUUUACAAAGAGAAGAGCUCCAUGUGGGUGAACUGAAGAUAUACUAGGUUUAAACUUGAGUCCCUUUCAUUGCAUGAGUUGCAUGUUACCCACUGACACUGAAGUAAAGCUGGAAAAAAACCUACAAGUUAAGAAAACAAGAAGUUUGGAAUUGGACUUGGGGGAUCUGGGCUUGGAAAUGCCUCAGCCCAGUGUGAGUGGAAUGGACCCUCCUUUUGGGGAUGCCUUUCGGAGCCAUACAUUUUCAGAACAGACGCUGAUGAGCACAGAUCUUCUGGCAAACAGUUCAGAUCCAGAUUUCAUGUAUGAACUGGACAGAGAAAUGGACUGUCAGCAGAGCUCCAGAGACAACUUCCUUUCUAUGGAGGACUGCAAAGACAUUGAAAACCUGGAGUCUUUUACAGACAUUCUGGGUAAUGAAGCAUUUGCCUCAAACUGGGAGCAGUGGGACACGUACUGUGAAGAUCUAACCAAGUAUACCAAACUAACCAGCUGUGACAUUUGGGGAACAAAAGAAGUGGAUUAUCUUGGCCUUGAUGAUUUUUCAAGCCCAUACCAAGAUGAAGAGGUGAUAAGUAAAACUCCAACUUUGGCCCAGCUUAACAGCGAGGACUCUCAACCUGUCUCAGAUUCACUUUAUUACUCAGAUUCACUUUUUAGUGUAAAACAGAACACUCUAACUUCUCUGCUACCUGGCAAAAAGAUCACAAGCAGAGCAGCAGCCCCAGUUUGUUCCUCCAAAAAUGUUCAGGCUGAGGCGCCUUUGUCAGACUGUGUUCAAAAAGCGAGCAAGCCCACGUCAAGCACACAAAUCAUGGUGAAGACCAACACAUACACUAAUGAGAAGGUGAACAUUCACGUUGAAUGUAAAGACUAUGUUAAAAAAGCAAAAGUAAAGAUCAGUCCGUUGCCACAGAGCAGACCGGUGUUGAGCCAGGCCCAUGCAGAUGCAGCAAAAGAAAACACCUGCUACUGUGGAGCUGUGGCAAAGAGACAAGAAAGGAAAGUGGUAGACUCCCUUCAGACUCCUAGUACUCCUCCUCCUGUUCUGCCUUUUAAAGAGACUCAGGAAUUGCUCCUCAACCCACCCCAGGAAACUCCUGGGCUAAUUGUGGGGGAGAGCAGCCUUUCUGCCAGUACGUGCGCGCCAGAUUCUUCACAGAAGAAAGAAGAGCACAAUUAUUCUCUUUUUGUCACAGAUAGCUUGGGUGAACAGUCAAUCAAAGGAGACCCUGAAGAGGAGGAUGAGGAUGAGGAGGAUGUUGAAGAUGAAGACCAUGAUGAAGGAUUUGGCAGUGAGCAUGAGUUGUCUGAAAAUGAUGAUGAGGAGGAAGAUUAUGAAGAUGACAAAGAUGACGACAUCAGUGAUACUUUCUCUGAACCAGGAUAUGAAAAUGAUUCUGUGGAAGACUUGAAAGAAAUGACUGCAGUAUCUUGCCGGAAAAGAGGCAAAAGAAGAUAUUUUUGGGAAUAUAGUGAACAACUGACUACAUCUCAACAAGAAAGAAUGCUGAGGCCAUCUGAAUGGAAUCGAGAUACAUUACCAAGUAAUAUGUAUCAGAAAAAUGGACUCCAUCAUGGAAAAUAUGCAGUGAAGAAGUCACGGAGGACUGAUGUGGAAGACUUAACUCCCAACCCUAAAAAGCUUCUCCAGAUCGGCAAUGAGUUAAGGAAACUGAAUAAGGUGAUCAGUGACCUGACACCAGUCAGUGAACUACCCUUAACUGCUAGACCAAGGUCAAGAAAAGAAAAGAACAAACUAGCUUCCAGGGCUUGCAGACUAAAGAAGAAAGCCCAGUAUGAAGCCAACAAAGUCAAAUUGUGGGGUCUCAACACAGAAUAUGAUAAUUUGUUGUUUGUGAUCAAUUCUAUAAAGCAAGAAAUUGUUAAUCGAGUGCAGAUCCCUAAAGAUGACAGAGGAACCAACAUGGAACAGAAGCUUGAUGUACUCGUUAAAGAUACUCUUGGACUACCUGUAGCGGGACAAACAUCAGAGUUUGUGAACCAAGUUCUAGAGAGAACUGCAGAAGGAGACCCCACUGGUGGCCUUGUAGGGCUGCGAAUACCAACGUCAAAAGUGUAACGGACAUCACUUCACCUGUUCUCAUUGGUCAGAGCUCUACCUGUGUUGUCAAGUACUCCAUUGUAAAUUGCAUUCUGGUCUGCAUGUCCGUUUGUAGCAUUAUGUAAACACUUACAAUUAGGUUCCAUUGUUUUUAAUAACAAUGUAGUAAGAUAAGUGAAUGCAUGGUAUAAAAUGCUUAAUAGCAUUUUUGGAGCAUAAACCAUAUAGUUUUAAAGCUGCUUCCCACAUAAAUGCAGAGAUUAGGAGUCUUUAAAAUUAAGUCAUCUAGGACCAGGUCGUAUAAAUUUGGUUUUAGAAGCAAAAAUAUAUUUUUGGUAGUGAAAAACCUUAGCAAAUACCAAACAUUGUGGCAGGUUUAUGCUCCAAGUAAAAUAAAGAAGAAGCAUUUUUUUGCAAAUUAUCAGUUUGGUAUUUUUCUAGAAUUAUUGCUUUUUUGGUUCUAAAAAGAAUAAAAUGAGUAAGCUUUCUUUGCAACCAUUAACUUGUACAUAGCACACCUGGCAUUAGAGCUAGUGUGCCAUAUAAGACUUUAAUUUUAUGAGCUUAAUAUGGUAUUUAAAUGUCUGUGCAAGUAAGAGAAAAAAGUAUAUUCUUUGUGCCUUGUAUUUUUGGGGGAGAGCUAUAAGUAUAAGCUGGUAAAGAAUUUUUUUGUUUUGUACGAUGAAAACCCUGAGGGGGGAAACAAGAUGUAUAGAGAUGGUAAGAUUAUGGAUUUUAAUGUAUUUGUUCCAGCUCUUACAAAUUUUUGAAUGUAUAUAGGAAUAUGUUGAAAAUGUAGAUAUAUGCCACAGAGUCUAUGUAUUGUAUAAAAGAUGGCUCUAGAAAACUCAAUUUCGGUACUUGGCCGGAAGAAAACAAAUACUUGCACAUUUAAUGCGAUUGUUUAUUUUUGUACCAAAGACAAAUGCAACUGAUAUGGCAAACUGCCAGUCUAAGUAAAGUUUUGCACAGCUUACAUGAUACUGUACUGAAUGUAAAAAAGAAAAAAAAGAAAAAAAAAAAACAAGAAAAAA